This is a messenger RNA of Anopheles coluzzii, 865 nucleotides long. RefSeq lists its product as uncharacterized. The transcript is spliced from 2 exons. The record is from RefSeq and is a predicted model, not a curated record. Bases 83 to 865 code for a protein of 260 amino acids. NCBI's taxonomy places the organism in Eukaryota, Metazoa, Arthropoda, Insecta, Diptera, Culicidae.
UGGAAUAGCAACGAUAACUUUGUUGUACGUCUUAUUACAAAACAAACUUAUUUCCGUUUAAGAACUUCACUAUUUUAGACUGAUGACUCGCGUGUGGGAGCGUUCGUCCGAUCAAUGUCGUCUAGCAACACAGUACUCCGGUCUUCUGCUAAACGGUUUGCAAGACGAGCAUUUGUGCUUUGAGAAUCAGCCCUUCCUUGUUCCGGGUUCUUGUGACACCAUAUUGGGAAGUCCAAUCGAAAAAGACAAGGAUGAACAUAUUUACAUCCAUGGAAUCAACUUGUUUGGUCGCGAUAAUGGAUUUGGAGAACCGGCUGUAGGUGUAAGGCUCAGUGCGCACAAAGCAUGGCUUGAAUCGGUGCUCCUGCCACACUCCAAAAAUGAGACAUUUGUUUACAUUGACCCUGAUCUGGAACCUGGCACUAAAUGUGGCUAUGCCAAUGGGACGAGAGGAACUUGUAUGGCUGAGUCAGGUUGUCCUGUUUUUCGUUCACAAUUGCAACAAAGACAACAGAUUACAUUCUGCUCACAUAGAAAUAACGUUUGUUGUCCUAACACUGCAACCAAUUCUCGAAUGAUGGCAAUAGAAAAAGAAAUCACCGAGUGUGAGGAGCGCUAUCGACACUUAAGAACUGAUCGACAGAAUGGAAGUUCUCAUGCCGUGAAAUACAUACAGCAGCGUUCUGUAUCCAAACGCUGCUACAAAGCUGGAAGUCCGAUCGUAUGGAGAAAGGCGCUGAAUGACACUGGUUACGUAGAAUAUCUCGUGCACCUUUACAGCUAUGGAAGUUGCAAAUCCAACAUCCCGCGCGUAGUGGCGCGCAUUGCUGCGUACAUCGAGUGGUUCAAGGAAGUGUUGCAGUAG